Molecule: messenger RNA, 3045 nt
Organism: Sitodiplosis mosellana (orange wheat blossom midge)
Lineage: Eukaryota; Metazoa; Arthropoda; Insecta; Diptera; Cecidomyiidae
Gene: inc
Product: BTB/POZ domain-containing protein KCTD5
Exons: 3
Coding region: 363-992 (209 amino acids)
Biological process (GO): proteasome-mediated ubiquitin-dependent protein catabolic process; protein homooligomerization
Cellular component (GO): Cul3-RING ubiquitin ligase complex; cytoplasm
Molecular function (GO): cullin family protein binding
Source: RefSeq, a predicted model, not a curated record
AGUUGUGGUGUCCCAAACACACAGUCAAUCCGUCGGAAUUCAGAGAGUGUUCCAAUCUGUCAUCAAAUGGUUCGCGUGUCACAGUGUGCGUGAGAAUUUAUUGCAAAAGUUAUAUGGUGCGUCGAUGAAGGCAACAACAAUUUCUUGUAUUGUAUGUGUUUUAGUUCAUUGGUGGAAACAUCUAUCAAAGCAGGCAGAGAGAACAAACGUUUCGCGUUUUUUCUCUUCUUCUUUGGUUUUAUUUUUGCUGUGAAAUCGUGAUGUUUUGUGUGUGUUUGGACGAGAAUUAAAAGAGUGUAAACGUGCGUGAAAAGAAAUAGAAAAAAAAACCAAAAAUUUAUUUCCGAACAAAAACAAUAAUAAUGUCGACGGUGAAUUUGAAUCCGAGAAAGAGUCCGAAUAUGCUUACGAAACAGGGCAGCAAUCAAUGGGUUCGAUUAAAUGUGGGUGGCACUUGCUUUCUCACAACCAAAACCACUCUUUCACGCGAUCCAAAUUCCUUUUUAGCGCGUCUCAUUCAAGACAGUGACCUAAUAUCAGACAAAGAUGAAACUGGAGCCUAUUUGAUUGACAGAGAUCCACGAUAUUUUGCACCAGUGCUGAACUAUCUGCGACACGGCAAACUAGUUUUAGAUGGUCUAUCCGAGGAGGGUGUACUUGAGGAAGCCGAAUUUUAUAAUGUAACGCAUUUAAUAGGUUUAAUUAAGGAAUGCAUUACACUCAGAGAUAACAGACCUGCCUUAGAUAAAAAACGAGUCUAUCGCGUGCUACAGUGUCAAGAGAAUGAACUAACACAGAUGGUGUCGACAAUGUCGGAUGGUUGGCGUUUCGAGCAACUGAUAAACAUUGGCACACAAUACAACUACGGAUCCGAAGAAACUGCCGAAUUUUUGUGUGUCGUAUCAAAGGAGUGUAUUGGUCCAACGAUUGGCCGGGAACAGGAAUCAAAUGAUAGAGCCAAAGUUCUGCAGCAAAAAGGUUCGCGGAUGUAAAAACAAACAUUCAAUCGAACACAAAUCAAACAGCCACACAUUUUUAAGUAUUUUUUUUUUCGAUUGUCUGUGCAUGAUUCACACAUCUAAGAAUUGUAAUUGAACAUACUUUACCAGCAUUGAUACAGAGCGUCCAAUCGUUCAUCAAUGCGGUAAAAAAAAAACAAAUUGUAUUCAAUAAUAGUAUGAAUUAGAGAAUGAAACAGAAGAGAAAAUAUCGAGAGAAGAAGAGAGAGAAAAAAAAUUGUAACACAAAAAAGUCUAUAGGCUUCGAUCUUAUAAAUUGUUGAUAUUGUGUGUUUGAAACUAUUGAAAAUGCCAACUGUACCAUAGAAACCAAAAACCAAGCAAAAACAACAACCGUUUCUAUUAGAUAACAUGGAAGAGCACAUUCGAAUCAUAGAAUAGGAAGGAAAAAAAAAAAACAAAACGAAAAUAGAACCAUUAAAAUCCAAUCGCAUUGCGUGCUUGUUGUGUGUACACAUCCAUCAGGCAUUUGCAGAUAAAUAAAAUAUGACACUAUGAAUUAGUCUUUGGAAUAAAUUUCGAAAACAGCAAAACAAAACAACGUCACAAUUACACAAGCAUUAACUCACCAUUGAGAAUUGGAGCCAUCUGUAAUUUUGUAAUCUAUAUUUUAUGAACACAUUUCUUUUUUCGUUCUUCUUUUGAGUUUCUAAACUGGAAAAGAGAUUAUGAUAAGUGACGUUAUUUAGGUAGAUGUCUGUCACAGACCGACACAGUCUAGACACAGUUCAAUUUUGUUUUUAAGUUUUCUAUUUCGUUUGCAUAAUCAUUUCAUUCACACACACACCACACAUGUUUUCUUUUUUUGCUGUCUUCAUUGACGUUAUCAUAUCCAUAUAAAUGCGGACAGAACAGUUGAGCGUUUUUUUUAGGGAAAAAAGAAUUUUGACUGAUUUUUCGUCAUCUUUAAGAAUAAACAAACAAACAAACAAACAAAUGAUAUGAAAACUUAUGUUCUAUCCCUCCUUUUGGAUAUUGCGCGAAUUGAAUGUUUUUAGCAUUAGAAAUGUCUAUUUGAAAUUGAGUGCCGCUACUAUCCGACGGGGCGGAGACAAACAAAAUACAACACAAAAACAAAUCUGGAAACAGCAUGUUCAUUACUUCUGUGGCCCAUAAUCUGUGUGUAGCAAAACGUUGGCCACUUCAUCGAUUGAUGUCAACAAGGUCUGGCUGAAUAAGAUAAAACAAAAUCAAUUGUGAAAAUCAUCAACUCAUACCAAAAUAACACCGUGUAUGUGAAACAAAGACUCGAUGCAAUCGAAAUGUGCUCAAGUUUUUCUUUCAUUUAAAUGCCUUAUGCUGAUAUACAUUGAAACGACGUUCCAUUCAUGCAACAACAACAACAAAUACUGAAGAAGAAGAUAAACAAGAACAAUGAUAUGCAGUCACUUUUAAGCAAACCAUUCGCAGUUGUUAGACAAGUUAGAUCACUUUGUUGUUAUAGACAAGAAAUGAAAACAUAUUUGGAACUAUAAUUCUAAAGAAAAAUUUGCACAGCGCGACUAUACUAUUUUUACGAUACGUGUUUAGAUUUCCAAGGGUAUCAAUACUGUAAUCCAGUAAGUUUUCUCACCCAUUGAACCCAAAGUGAUAUUUUACUAUGUGUUAGGCACUUACAAUCGAAAUCCAUUGAAUUGAAUGUUAGAAGAAAAAAAGAGUAUUUAUAGAGAGAAAGUGAUCUUCAUGUCGUGAUCAAAAUCUGUUUAUGAUUUGUGUCAUUCACACACAAUCGAGAAAUAAAUAGACAAAAAAAGGAGACAAACGGUAUUGAUGCCCUUUUUGUAAAACUAUGCACCACACACACACACACCGCAUCUUUUCAAGAGAUUCACUUACAUCAUUAUUUAGAAAAAAACAGCAGCAACAACAAAAUGACAGCAUAAGUAGACACGUUUAGAUAUAAAAAUUAACCGAUAAGUGGAACAACAUAAUGUAAACGUAGUUUAUGUUUUACGAAUGAAAAAAAAAUUAUUUUGUUUUUAUUUCAAAUGAUGAAAAAUGCAAUAACAAGAUGUAUCACUGUGAA